Molecule: messenger RNA, 790 nt
Organism: Syngnathoides biaculeatus (alligator pipefish)
Lineage: Eukaryota; Metazoa; Chordata; Actinopteri; Syngnathiformes; Syngnathidae
Gene: uqcc4
Product: ubiquinol-cytochrome-c reductase complex assembly factor 4
Exons: 2
Coding region: 370-774 (134 amino acids)
Source: RefSeq, a predicted model, not a curated record
AAAUGUAAGACCUUUUUUUUUUUUUGCUCAAACAGUUGGGGUGAACAGUGUUUAAAAGCAUCACGUUAACAGUUUAACAGAAAAAUGAAAAGGAAUAUAAUUAAUCCAAAGCGACGUUGUGUUUCACCACAGCAAAAAAAAAGAGUUCUCGACAAAAUAAGCGCUAUAUUAUAAAAUAAUGCGAAGCAGUUACGGUUUGAGGUAUGGGUAGGAACGAUUGCUUGGGAAAUGCACUGGCACCGGAAUUAAUUCUCGGUCGCACGAGGCUGUGUUACAUGACCUGUGUCGUAAGGCAACGCAAACUCGAAGUGUCCGCUUUCAUCGACCUGCGUGUCCUAAAAUGACAAUUUGCUCCAAAUAUCUGCUAUAAUGGCGCACAUUUGCACUCGUUUAACAAGCAAAACCUUCAGUCGUGCGGCGUCAACGUUGUUUCGUCACAUCGUUGGGAGCGUGAGUACUACGCGGCCUCUUUCCGUGAGCCAUCGUCUGCUGGCCAAGCCCGAGAAGCCCGCAGGAGGCCAGGACGAGGUCGACAACGGGCCCAUCCGUUUCUCCACCAGCAAGGCCAGCCACAGGACUUGGAGGGUGGAGCGUUCCCUGGGGAGCCAGCACCAACGCCCCUGGUGGAAAGUGCUCCCGAUCAGUGUGAUCGCCACGGCCUUCCUCCUCUGGUGCGCCUUCAGAGAAGAGACGGACAUUGACGUGGAGCUGGAAAAGAAACUUUACCAGCAUUUACCCGGAUUGCUCUCCAAUGAAGACGACGAGAAAAAAUAAACGUCUGAUGUACGCA